AUGGAACAGAGGAACGACGAUCGGCUGCACGAUCUGGCCGGCAAGCUGGCGUCCAUUCGGCAAGUCACGAAUGACAUCUACACACAGGCAUCAGACCACAGUAUAAUUGACAGCGCCACGGAAACGUUUGGCAGCAUGCUUGGCUCUGUGCGCAGCUCAGGGGCCCGGCUGGUCAGAGCAGCCCGGGCUGGCCACCCUGUUAUCAAAACCGUCGGCAUGGCGCUGGCCAUCAUCUUGUUGAUAUAUAUGCUCUUUAACUACUUUUCGUAG
Wickerhamiella sorbophila is the source of this 270-nucleotide messenger RNA. RefSeq names its product Protein transport protein SFT1. The record is from RefSeq and is a predicted model, not a curated record. The transcript has a single exon. Bases 1 to 270 code for a protein of 89 amino acids. NCBI's taxonomy places the organism in Eukaryota, Fungi, Ascomycota, Dipodascomycetes, Dipodascales, Trichomonascaceae.